Messenger RNA from Sander lucioperca (pikeperch), 1202 nucleotides. Its product is annotated as CD209 antigen-like protein A. NCBI's taxonomy places the organism in Eukaryota, Metazoa, Chordata, Actinopteri, Perciformes, Percidae. Bases 424 to 987 code for a protein of 187 amino acids. The transcript has 4 exons. The record is from RefSeq and is a predicted model, not a curated record.
UUUCUGUAUUUGCGUUUGAUGCUAGUGUUUUUACUCUCUGUGUGUUCUGAGUGACAGUGUGUGUUGUCUCGAUGAGGAUUGUUCAAAAUGUUUCAGUGCACUGAGCCUGUUUUUAGAUGUGUGUGUGAAGAGUUGGGUUGUUUGGCAUGAGUUUUGCAGCUGAUGUGAACUGUUGAGCUCAGUUGACUGUUGGCAAUGCAGACUGUGGUAAGAGUUUUGUACAUGUGGUUUCAGAUGUGACCAGUGUCGUUUAGCAAUCGAAAAAAACUAUAACAGCAGCAGUGACAUGUGUUAGUGAUAAAACUGCAGUAGAAAAAAAGACUUACUAAAGUCUGCUGCAGACUUCACUAUGCCCUUUGAUAUGUCAGAGGAAUAGCAAAUUAAGGAAAUGUAGUCUCAUGAAAUACAUAAGACAUGAUAUGAAUGCAGAAGGUGUUUUGUGUUUCUGAGAAAUGUCUCUUGAUUAUUUCUGACCAUGUGUCAUUAGGUGGAUCAGCUGCAGAGCUCUCCACUAUCAAAGCCAACCUGACUGAGUGUCUCCAGGCCAGUGAUAACAAGCUGUCCUCCCUGACUGAAGAGAGAGACCGGCUGAACUCCAGGCUCACUGAAAUGGCUAAAGAGCUGGACAGGCUUCAACAGAAGAAAACAUGCCCUGCUGAAUGGAGGAUGUUCAGUUCUUCCUGUUAUCUCCUCUCUGCUGAGUCUGGUUCCUGGGAGAAAGGCAGACAAGACUGCAGAGACAGAGGAGCAGAUCUGGUGGUGAUAGAAAGCUCUGAAGAGCAGACGUUUCUCUCUAAAUUCAUCAAAAAAGAUACUUGGUAUUGGAUUGGUUUGACUGACAGAGAUGAGGAGGGGACCUGGAAAUGGGUAGAUGGAACUCCACUGACUCUGAAGAACUGGAGGAGAGAGCAGCCUGAUAAUUGCCGAGGAGAGCCACAGUGGGGCGAAGAGGACUGUGCACAUAUUGGACCUUACACCACUGAGUGAAAUGACCGGUCAUGUGAACAUGUUAUGUACUGGAUCUGUGAGAAAAAAGCUUAACCAUGGUAUGUUUUGAGAUCAUCUAUUUGAUAAUGCUUUUUACAGUGUAAGCUAUGAUCUCCGUCAUGAUGAGAUGAUGUGCAUGUGUGCUUGUGUGUCCAUAACAGGGUAUCAGUGAACACAAAAUACUGGGACUAAUAUGUAUGUAUAAAAUGCCUGAU